CAAGGAGCGGAUUGCAAGUUGCUUCUUCUCGAGGCAACCUCUCCACCCAGCGCCAAGGAGUCCCUCCAGGCCACUGAUCAGUGAGCAAACAAGUCUCCAAAAUUUCCUUUGGGACUCAAGUUUACCCACCGCGAAUUCUCUUUUCCCUUCCUUUCUAUGGUUCAAACCAACAGCACAAUCGGUGGAAAAGCAAAAAGUCACGUUCACAUUCCUGCACCGUAAUAACGGACGAACCCAGGGAGUCGCAUUUUCGAGCCAAGGAAGCUCAGGCUGCCCCGCAGCCCUGCACCCCCACUCCCCCCUCUUCCUGCCGACUGCAUAGCCUUUGGGAAGAUGAAUAGCUUGGCCGAAGUUGUUUUUCCUUUCCGGUGGCCCUGAUCAGGUGUCCCCGCCCCCUCCUGCCGUUCGCCUUCUCUCGCCGCCUUCUCCCGACGCCCCCUCCCGGCCCGGCGCCUCCUCCCCCGCCCCCCUCUGGGCUGGACCGCGGAUGGUACGUUCCGCACGUGAGCUGGGUGCUGGUCUGGCCGGCGACGCGCGUGCCCUGUGGCCAAACACUGCCUGGAGUGAGAGCAAACUACCAGCGCAGUGGGGCCGGCGCAAGUGUGCGUGUGUGUGCGUGUGUGCGAACGCGGUGGAGGGGGGAACCAACUGCUUCACACUUUCAACACUGCACUGAAGAGGGAGAGCGAGAGAGAGACUGGAGACGCACAGAUCCCCCCAAGGUCUCCCAAGCCUACCGUCCCACAGAUUAUUGUACAGAGCCCCAAAAAUCGAAACAGAGGAAACGAAAAGCAGUUGAACAUGGACGAAGGAAUUCCUCAUUUGCAAGACAGACAGUUACUGGAACAUAGAGAUUUUAUAGGACUGGACUAUUCCUCUUUGUAUAUGUGUAAACCCAAAAGGAGCAUGAAACGAGACGACACCAAGGAUACCUACAAAUUACCGCACAGAUUAAUAGAAAAGAAAAGAAGAGACCGAAUUAAUGAAUGCAUUGCUCAGCUGAAAGAUUUACUGCCUGAACAUCUGAAAUUGACAACUCUGGGGCAUCUGGAGAAAGCUGUAGUCUUGGAAUUAACUUUGAAACACUUAAAAGCUUUAACCGCCUUAACCGAGCAACAGCAUCAGAAGAUAAUUGCUUUACAGAAUGGGGAGCGAUCUCUGAAAUCGCCCAUUCAGUCCGACUUGGAUGCGUUCCACUCGGGAUUUCAAACAUGCGCCAAAGAAGUCUUGCAAUACCUCUCCCGGUUUGAGAGCUGGACACCCAGGGAGCCGCGGUGUGUCCAGCUGAUCAACCACUUGCACGCCGUGGCCACCCAGUUCUUGCCCACCCCGCAGCUGUUGACUCAACAGGUCCCUCUGAGCAAAGGCACCGGCGCUCCCUCGGCCGCCGGGUCCGCGGCCGCCCCCUGCCUGGAGCGCGCGGGGCAGAAGCUGGAGCCCCUCGCCUACUGCGUGCCGGUCAUCCAGCGGACUCAGCCCAGCGCCGAGCUCGCCGCCGAGAACGACACGGACACCGACAGCGGCUACGGCGGCGAAGCCGAGGCCCGGCCGGACCACGAGAAAGGCAAAGGCGCGGGGGCGAGCCGCGUCACCAUCAAGCAGGAGCCUCCCGGGGAGGACUCGCCGGCGCCCAAGAGGAUGAAGCUGGAUUCCCGCGGCGGCGGCAGCGGCGGCGGCCCGGGAGGUGGCGCGGCGGCGGCGGCAGCCGCGCUCCUGGGGCCCGACCCUGCCGCCGCGGCCGCGCUGCUGAGACCCGACGCCGCCCUGCUCAGCUCGCUGGUGGCGUUCGGCGGAGGCGGGGGCGCGCCCUUCCCGCAGCCCGCGGCCGCCGCGGCCCCCUUCUGCCUGCCCUUCUGCUUCCUCUCGCCUUCUGCAGCUGCCGCCUACGUGCAGCCCUUCCUGGACAAGAGCGGCCUGGAGAAGUAUCUGUACCCGGCGGCGGCCGCCGCCCCGUUCCCGCUGCUAUACCCCGGCAUCCCCGCCCCGGCGGCAGCCGCGGCCGCAGCCGCCGCGGCUGCCGCCGCCGCCGCAGCGUUCCCCUGUCUGUCCUCGGUGUUGUCGCCCCCUCCCGAGAAGGCGGGCGCCGCCGCCGCGACCCUCCUGCCGCACGAGGUCGCGCCCCUUGGGGCGCCGCACCCCCAGCACCCGCACGGCCGCACCCACCUGCCCUUCGCCGGCCCCCGCGAGCCGGGGAACCCGGAGAGCUCUGCUCAGGAAGAUCCCUCGCAGCCGGGAAAGGAAGCUCCCUGAAUCCUUGCGUCCCGAAGGACGGAGGUUCAAGCAGAGUGAGGAGUUAAAACACCCUUAAUGUCUUUAAGGGAGGAAGUGUAAUAGAUGCACGACAGGCAUAAACACGAACAACAAAACAGGUGUUCUGCGUACAUUUGGAGUUCCUGUUUUGCUCAUCCCUCACCACCCCACCCUCCACACACUUAACAUCCCUUUCUUCCCCCACCAGCUGUAAAAGAUCUUCUGCGAAAGACAUUGGCUGUUUUUUUUUUUAAUCCCCCAAAUAAGUUUUGCCCCGUUUUAGGCCAUGUUCCAUUAUCUCUUAAAAUUGGAACCUAAUUCGAGAGGAAGUAAGAAGGGUCUGUUCUGUGGCUGAGCUAGGUGAACCCCGGGGUAGGGGAAAGAUGUUAACACCUUUGACGUCUUUGGAGUUGACAUGGAACAGCAGGUAGUUGUUAUGUAGAGCUAGUUCUCAAAGCUGCCCUGCCUGUUUUAGGAGGCUUUCCACAAACAGAUUGAGGAUCUUUUAGAAUUGAAUUUACUCUUCAGUAUGUUCUAAUGUUCAGCUUUCUAAAAGGCAUAUAUUUUUCAAAGAAGUGAGGAUGCAGUUGCUGACGUUGCAACCUAUUCUGAAGUGGUUUAAAUGGUAUCUCUUAGUAGUUUGCACUUGUUAAAGAAACACGGAGCUGGGCCAUCGUCAGCACUAAGUCAGGGAAGGAGAUGGAUGAGAAGGCCAGAAUCAUUCCUAGUACAUUUGCUAACACUUUAUUGAGAAAUUGACCAUGAAUUAAUGGACUCAUCUUAAUUUCUUCUUAGUCCAUAUAUAGAUAUCUAUCUAUACAGAUUUCUGUUUAUCCAUAGAUAGGUAUCUGUACAUACACAUCUCAAGUGCGUCUAUUCCCACUCUCAAUCCAUCAUGUUCCUAAAUUUUUGUAAUCUUACUGUAAAAAAGUGCACUGAACUUCAAAACAAAACAAAAAACAACAACAACAACAAAAAAAAACAAGUCCAAACUGAUAUAUCCUAUGUUCUGUUAAAAUUCCAAAGUGAACGAAAGCAUUUAACUGGUCAGUUUUGAUAGGAAAUGCUGUAAAAAUAUAGAAUGAAGUCUUGCGAGGCCUUCCUAUCUCCAAGUCUAUGUAUUUUCUGGAGACCAAACCAGAUACCAGAUAAUCACAAAGAAAGCUUUUUUAAUAAGGCUUAAACCAAGACCUUGUCUAGAUAUUUUUAGUUUGUUGCCAAGGUAGCACUGUGAGAAAUCUCACUUGGAUGUUAUGUAAGGGGUGAGACACAACAGUCUGACUAUGAGUGAGGAAAAUAUCUGGGUCUUUUCGUCAGUUUGGUGCAUUUGCUGCUGCUGUUGCUACUGUUUGCCUCAAACGCUGUGUUUAAACAACGUUAAACUCUUAGCCUACAAGGUGGCUCUUAUGUACAUAGUUGUUAAUACAUCCAAUUAAUGAUGUCUGACAUGCUAUUUUUGUAGGGAGAAAAUAUGUGCUAAUGAUAUUUUGAGUUAAAAUAUCUUUUGGGGAGGAUUUGCUGAAAAGUUGCACUUUUGUUACAAUGCUUCGCUUGGUACAAGCUUAUGCUGUCUUAAAUUAUUUUAAAAAAAUAAAUACUGUCUGCAAGAAACCAGCUGGUUUAGAAAAGUUUAGUAUGUGAAGAUAAACUAGAAAUUAUCUUUAUAUUCUAGUAUUUUCAGCACUCCAUAAAUUCUAUUACCUAAAUAUUGCCACACUAUUUUGUGAUUUAAAAAUUCUUACUAAGGAAUAAAAACUUUAAUAUACGAUAUGAUAUUGUCUAAUAAUUAAAAAAGACAUCAUGGAUGCUCAAUUAGUUUUAAGAUAUCUAUGACUAUAGGGAUACAAAUCACUAAAGUUCUCAGAUUUACAGCUUUUUUUGUCAUUGGCUCGAUGUCACACAUUUCCAAUCUCUUGCAAGCCUCCAGGCUCUGGCUGUGUCUACCUGCUCGUUCCCAAUGUAUCUUAAUGAAAAGUGCAAAAGAAAAACCUACCAAUUAA
This is a messenger RNA of Symphalangus syndactylus (siamang), 4250 nucleotides long. RefSeq names its product basic helix-loop-helix family member e41 (gene BHLHE41). Gene Ontology annotation, molecular function: protein dimerization activity; DNA binding. Gene Ontology annotation, biological process: regulation of DNA-templated transcription. Lineage: Eukaryota; Metazoa; Chordata; Mammalia; Primates; Hylobatidae. The record is from RefSeq and is a predicted model, not a curated record.